CUCCCCGUCACGUGACGCACACCAUGUCAACAUCCCUGCUCUGCGCUGUCAUAGCAACAACUCACCGCUAAAACUUCGUUUCCCUUCAUGUUCACACUUUCACGCGUGUCCCUUUCAUCCGUGGGAGGAAGACUUUGAUGUUCGCCAUCUUGUUUCCGGCUGUCACCGCGGAGGAUGUCUGUGUCUCACCCUGCUCAGUCCUCACUGGUUCACAGCCUGGCCACACUCCUGAGAAAUGAUGGUGACUUGGUGCUGGACGGCAGCAGCACGCUGACCCUGCGGGCCGAGAGCCUGCAGCACCUCACCAGGUUGUUCGAACAGUACUUGUUGUCCAGGAGCCAGCAGCAUGGCUUCCUGGCGCUGCCCUCCCACCCUGCGGACACCGAGUCUCUGCUGCAGCUGCAGUUUCUGUUCGAUGUCCUCCAGAAGACCGUCUCCCUCAAGCUCAUCAACCCUCCAGAUGUCAGACUUCAGUCUGUGUUGAAAAUCUUCCCGUUCAAGUCACUGAAGUGUUUGGAGCUGAAACGAAUCCCUCCACACUGUCUCGAGGGACUCAGAGGAGUUUACUCCCAGCUGGAGGUCUUCACCUGCUCAAAGAGUCUCAGCUCCCUGGAGGAGCUGCUGUCUCUGUGUGGAGGAGAUCUGAGCUCUGCACUGCCGUGGCUGGAGCUGCACACCCUCAACUUCAGCUACAACUCCAUUGUCUGCCUUGACCAGUCAAUAAGUUUACUGAACGUCCUGAAAUCUCUGGACCUAAGCCAUAACAAGAUUCAGGAGUGUGCCGAAUUUCUAAAUCCCUUGAGUGAACUGGAGCGCUUGAACCUGGGCUACAACUGCCUGCAGAUGGCGCCAACGCUUGGCCUGAGUGCCAGGGCCAAACUGCUCACACUCAUCCUCAGGAACAAUGAACUGGAGACUAUAAAUGGCGUGGAGCAGUUGUCUUCACUCCAGCACUUAGACUUGGCCUACAACCUCCUGUUGGAGCAUUCCCAGCUUGCUCCUCUAUCCCUGCUUCACUGCCUCCACACAUUGAAUCUGGAAGGAAACCCGCUGUUCUUCCAGAAGACCCACCGCACCUGCACCGUCCGACAUCUCUCUCCGAAGGCUGCCAAUCAGAGACUCAAACUCGAUGGCGUUCCACUCUCUUCAUAUGAGUUAUCGGUUCUGCCCAAACCGGGUCAUCUCAUUGUCCAGGUCCAGACGACGCCUCCAGUGUCCUUGCCACCAGAACGCGGUAACCAGGACGGAUCCAGUGGCGCCGGGGAGCUGAGUGACAGCGUGUCGGUUGAUGCGGGGGUGUCACACAUUCGCAGAAAGAAAUCCAAGAGUAAGGUCAAAGUGCGGAGGGCCAGCAUAUCCGAGCCCAGCGAUACAGAUUACAAUCCCAGACAGUUUUCCUCCUCACAAAGUAUCGUUCUUCCUCACCAGCAGGAGAUUGAGCGGAUGUCCAGCUUCAGAGAUCAGCUGGGGGAGGAUUGGCUGAGGUACCAGCACCAUCUGGAUGAAGCUUCCUCCUCUGCCAUUAUCAGCACUGUCACCGCAAACCAGCCACCGUCUCACCGCCAAACUCUCACCAACGGCUUCAGCACCUCCACGCCGUGUCCGUCCGCUAGCAACGGGAAGCAGCAGUCGUCUCCACCAUCUCUGGAGGCACCCGAGGUCCUGCCGCCUCCGCUUUUCUCAUCCGAGCUCAGGACGGAGACGCCUGACGCAGAUGGAGACGAGGAAACUGAGUCCACGCUGCAGUGGCCCGCUCAGAGCACUCGAAACACGGAGUCAAGUCUGGAGGAUAGCACGGUGGACGGCCAGGGGGCCAACCAGGGAGAUAUGAACUCUCCUCAGCCGAGUCCAGAGUCUCAGCGGUCGGAGAGAGCAGAAAGCAGAGGAGCCGAGGAGGAGGAGGAUUUAGGAGUGGACCUGUGUCACCCUCUUCUCGUGGGUGUGUUAUCGGACGAGGAAGACAACAGUGGCGAGAGGAUGGCGGGGAGGAGGAAGAAGGAGGUGUUUCUGUGUGUCAAGCAAGGCCUGGUGCUGGAGGUGGACGUGCAGCGUGGUCAGGAGAGAUGCCGCCUGGAGCUGGACAGCCUGGCUCGGGUGGAGACCACUGAGGCGGUGUGGACCCGUUUGGUAAGA
This is a messenger RNA of Paralichthys olivaceus (Japanese flounder), 2133 nucleotides long. NCBI's taxonomy places the organism in Eukaryota, Metazoa, Chordata, Actinopteri, Pleuronectiformes, Paralichthyidae. The record is from RefSeq and is a predicted model, not a curated record.